AUGCAGUUUACAUGUGACGCAGGUUGCUUCCACAGCGUGUUUACAGAGAACGGCGUGCCCAGUGUCUGCGCGUGGCAUCUUUCAGGAAAUGUCACCGCUUGUGAAGAAGUUUGUCAACAGUCCUGCCUUGAUAGCAUUCGGGGCUCCAAAGCCCAAGGUAGUGACAGCUGCUCCCGCAGCGUUAUUGGGCCGGAGAUGCCGCGGAAGCGAAACGCCGCCGCCGAGGCGGCUCUGGAUCAUUUUCCAUCAGCUCAAAUGGCGGAACAUGAGGAACGCACGAGCACUCGGCGGGUUGAGAGUGGCAAACAGAAGAUGGUUCCCCGAUUUCGACUGGACAGAAAGAAUGCGGGAAGCCACAUAACGUCGGAGACCAAGAUACAACGAUCCGAAGGUGUUUCAGAUCGCUGUGCGAGCGCGUGCUUCGCCGGAACCGAAAGUUCUUCAGUGACCGUAGAAGUUUGUGAAGAUGCUAUAGAAUAUCAGAGCAGGAAGCGGUUAAAGGCUGCGCGGUAUUCUUGCAACAAUAAUAGAAUGCAUCCACGUAACAGGCACAGCAAUGGUACUGUUGACUACGGAGCGCUCGGAGAGAAGUACCAUGAUCUGAAGAAGUACCUUGCCCCAAAAAAGCAUGGCGGCUUUUCUCUUGAUAUGACGAGUACCAUGGCUCUAUAUGAGCUCGCCAAAGCCCUGAUGAUGGAGUUUUACGGGCUGAAGUUUGAACUACCUUUAAGCCACGAACAUUUCCUUGUACCGUGUAUUCCUUCGCGAGCGAAUUAUAUACACCACAUGGCCGAUCUCUUGGUCGAUGUUGAACAAGAGGGCGCACUGCACUUGGCUCUUCACGGGCGCGAUGGUGAUUCCCCGGCAGUCCGGCGUGCGGCACAAGAAGCACAGCCGCUCCGUGGUAAACAUAUCAAGGUCUUGGAUAUUGGUGUUGGGGCAAACUGCGUGUAUCCUCUACUGGGUUGCGCCGAGUAUGGAUGGACGUUUGUAGGCUCCGAUAUCAGUAAGCGUUCUCUGGAGUUAGCGCGUGAAAACGUCAAUCUCAAUGGCCUUGGCUCGUGCGUGCAUUUGCGACACCAGCAAGAUCCAGUUAAGUUUUUCUCUGGUGUAGUCGAGAACGGAGAGAUGUUUGCACUCUCUAUGUGCAAUCCACCUUUCCAUGAAUCUACGGACCAGGUUAAUGUUUGCCCAUUUCGGGUUCUUGAGGCCCAGAACCACGAGAUAGUGUGCGAAGGCGGCGAGCUCAACUUCAUCAUGAGUAUGAUACGUGAGAGCCGAGAAUUCUGCUCUCAGUUCAUGUGGUUCACCUCAUUGGUGGCAAGGGCAUCUACUGUGAAAACAGUAAAAAGAUUUCUUUGGGAAGAGUUACGCGCGUUCGCUGACAGCCCGGACCAGGUGGAGCAUAUGCAUACGUUGUGGAAGAGUGCAAUCACCGGACAGAAAGGGCGGGCUUCAUCCGAGGAAGGGACACAGCAAUCUGUAACACCAACUGACGCCCCUCCUAGUGUGGCAGAAUUUCGCUGUAAAGAACUUCGUCAAGGGAAGCAAACUAGGUGGGUAAUAUGCUGGACAUUUUGGACAAGGGAACAGCGAAAACAAGUGAGGGAAUAUUUUGAAGGAAUCAGGGAAGUCUCUGACUGUGCAGCCGUGGAUUACAUCGGAUCUCCCCCAGUUAUCUGA
Messenger RNA from Neospora caninum, 1683 nucleotides. RefSeq lists its product as hypothetical. Gene Ontology annotation, molecular function: 23S rRNA (adenine(1618)-N(6))-methyltransferase activity. Gene Ontology annotation, biological process: rRNA base methylation. Lineage: Eukaryota; Apicomplexa; Conoidasida; Eucoccidiorida; Sarcocystidae. The record is from RefSeq and is a predicted model, not a curated record. The transcript has a single exon. The coding region runs from base 1 to 1683 and encodes 560 amino acids. Gene Ontology annotation, cellular component: nucleus.